Molecule: messenger RNA, 387 nt
Organism: Enterobius vermicularis (human pinworm)
Lineage: Eukaryota; Metazoa; Nematoda; Chromadorea; Rhabditida; Oxyuridae
Source: the annotation of a GenBank genome assembly
AUGUUGUUAACGGUCACACUGACCAGCGGAGUGCCUGUUGGACGUACUGAAAAGUUGUGUGAAAAUAGCUCAAGGCAGUACGAAGCGAUUGAACAAUCCAGCAUGGAAGUACAAGGAGGCAAGAAGAAGAACAAGGGUGUUGAGCAUUUACCGAAAAUUAGAAUACCAGGACAAGAACAAAAUCCUAGGUACGGUAGCAUGAGACGUUGGGAAGAAAAAAUUUACAUAACAGUGACCACACAACUUCGAUUCCAGUCAUCUGACUCCAGUGGCUACAGACAACUAAUUCCUUACGUCGGUAGUAAACCAGAUCGGUCGUUCAGCUCAUGGCCGUCUGAACUGAAGGCGAGAAUUGAAGUAAAGUUAGGAAUAAAAUGUAUGAGCUGA